UAUCCAAAACAAAUACUAAUAUAAUAUCGUCGUCUAGGUAGUUGAUGAUAAAGUAGCGAUACACUUCGUCCCACGUUCACGGUGACCGGAGCCUGAGGCCCUCAGCACGCAGGCAAAGUAAGCUCUCUACUCCCUGCGAAGAAGACGGCGGACACCAGAUUCGAACGGAGCUUCGUUUUUCAUUGUAAUCAGCACAUUAAAAACCCAUAAAUACCGUUUUUUCUAUUAUUGAUUUCAUCCCUAAAUAGUACUCCUUCUUGAACAAAAAAAACAUGUCUUUUUCUCUCAUCUCCUUAUCUUCUUCUUCAUCUUCUAUAGUUUCCAGAACUUUUCCUUCCUUUUUCUCUUCCGAAACUUCAUCUCCGCCGUCUUCUCUACUAACCCUUUUGAGGAAUCAGUCUAAUUUUAGUCAUGUUGCGUCAAUCUAUAGAAAUUUCGGUUCCAGUUCGUGUUCUUUCGUUUCUUCGGGUUGUUCUAUGUCGGUUGCCGAUUAUGUGGUUCCGAGGGCUUUUUCGUCUUCCUUUGAAUCUGAAUUUUCCGCUUCUGGUAGAAAUUCUGAUGGGGAAAGCUCGGAGGUUGGGUCAGGUGAAAAUGAUGAACAAGGGGCUGAGACUGACGAUGAAGACCAAGUGUUGAUUGUUGAUGAGGAAGAUGUGGGUUAUUCGAAUUCUGAUCUUCCUCAAAGAUGGGAUGUUUUGGGUCUUGGCCAAGCUAUGGUUGAUUUUUCUGGAAUGGUUGACAAUGAGUUUCUGGAAAGGCUUGGAUUAGAGAAGGGUACUAGAAAGGUCGUCAAUCAUGAGGAAAGGGGUAAAGUUCUGAGUGCAAUGGACGGAUGCAGUUACAAGGCCGCUGCGGGUGGAUCACUUUCUAAUAGUCUGGUUGCCUUGGCCAGGCUUGGUGGUCAGUCAAUAGCUGGUCCUGCUCUGAAUGUAGCUUUGGCUGGUAGUAUUGGAAGUGAUCCGUUGGGUGGAUUUUACAGGUAA
This is a messenger RNA of Solanum tuberosum (potato), 983 nucleotides long. RefSeq lists its product as uncharacterized. The record is from RefSeq and is a predicted model, not a curated record. The transcript has 2 exons. Bases 273 to 983 code for a protein of 236 amino acids. Lineage: Eukaryota; Viridiplantae; Streptophyta; Magnoliopsida; Solanales; Solanaceae.